AUGGAAAGAAUAGAUGUACCAUCGUUCUGGGAGUUCAAAGGAGCCGGUGAUUAUACGGAUCAAAAACUAUUGAUGUCAUCCCCAUUUCCUGUUACCACGAUUAUAAUCCUAUACUUGUGGUUCGUUUUGAAAUUCGGUCCGGAAUUCAUGAGGCAACGAAAACCCUACAAUGUUGAAAAGCUUCUUGUUGUAUACAACAAUUUACAAGUUGCCGUCUCGUUUUACAUCUUUUAUUUGGGCUACCAAUUUAUGAGUAAAUACGGAAUGUGGAACAAGAAAUGUCUGUGCGAAAAAGACGAAACAAAAAUUUUGAUCCUAGACGGGAGUCAUUACUAUUUCGUAGCCAAAGUUGUGGAACUGAUGGACACUAUAUUCUUCGUCCUACGUAAAAACCAACGCCAGGUGACCUUCCUUCACGUCUACCAUCACACUAUGAUGGUUUUGGUCACGUGGUCAGUGGUGAAAUACAGCAGGACUGAUGGCACAGUUUUCCUCGGAACCAUUAACUCUUUCGUCCACAUUAUCAUGUACGGAUAUUACUGUUUGUCCGUUUUCCCGAGGAUCACGAAGUACUUGUGGUGGAAGAAGUACAUCACUGCUAUGCAGCUGGUUCAAUUCGUAAUGAUGUUUCUGCACAUUAUAAUCAAUCACGUUUCGUCUGAGUGUCAGCCGGCACAUGGUCUGCUUUUCGUUGUCUGCUUCAACACAGUGUUAUUCUUGUAUUUAUUCGGUGAUUUCUACAUAAAGUCUUAUUUAAAAAAUAACGCUAAACAAAUCAUAAACGCUGGUAAAUCGAUGAACGAUAAAGGAGCGAUUAAUUACGGUAAAAUGACUGUGAAAAUGCAGUAA
This is a messenger RNA of Bombyx mandarina (wild silkworm), 849 nucleotides long. RefSeq names its product very long chain fatty acid elongase 7. Gene Ontology annotation, biological process: fatty acid elongation, saturated fatty acid; fatty acid elongation, monounsaturated fatty acid; sphingolipid biosynthetic process. Gene Ontology annotation, cellular component: endoplasmic reticulum membrane. The record is from RefSeq and is a predicted model, not a curated record. Gene Ontology annotation, molecular function: fatty acid elongase activity. NCBI's taxonomy places the organism in Eukaryota, Metazoa, Arthropoda, Insecta, Lepidoptera, Bombycidae.